Messenger RNA from Kwoniella shivajii, 2091 nucleotides. RefSeq lists its product as uncharacterized. Bases 1 to 2091 code for a protein of 696 amino acids. NCBI's taxonomy places the organism in Eukaryota, Fungi, Basidiomycota, Tremellomycetes, Tremellales, Cryptococcaceae. Gene Ontology annotation, biological process: carbohydrate metabolic process. The transcript is spliced from 10 exons. The record is from RefSeq and is a predicted model, not a curated record.
AUGACUCAAAAUGAGGUGAACGGUGUCAAUGGUCAUAGCAAGAGCAACAAUCACAGCGAGAGCAGAUACAACACUGUUCUCUAUCGACCAAGACCUCAGGAGACAUAUGACCUGACCGCUGUUGACACGGGUUCUUUCUACGGUAAACUUCGAAUCUUAUACGCCAACAAAGUACUCAAGACUCAACUUGAACAAUUGAAAAAGCAAGGUAGUUAUGAUGCUUUCAGAUUGAAAUGGCAUCCCGCAUAUGAUGUGCGACGGCUGUAUGGUGGGAAAUGUCGAACAGAUGGAUUCCCCCCUUCUUUAUUCUGGGACUCUGAUGUUGGCAAAUGGAUUGAAGGAGCUUGUUACUUCCUUUCUUCCCCUGAUGCCAAAGAGUGUUCUCAUGCUGCCGAAUUCGAUUCUGCGAUACAAGAACUAGUAGAUAUGAUGGAAAAAGCUCAGCAGCCUGAUGGAUAUCUCAACAUUUACUUUACCGUAGUUGACGAGGCAGGACGGUUCAAAAAUCUUCGAGAUUCGCAUGAGAUGUAUAACGCUGGACAUCUGCUGGAAGCAGCAUUGGCGCAUCAGAAAUAUACAGGAUCUCGUCAGUUCAUCGAUAUCAUGAUCAAAAAUGUGGAAUGUUUCAUAAAACAUUUUGGUCCUGAUAAAUCUCAACUACAUGGAUAUCCCGGACAUCCUGAAUUCGAAUUAGCAAUCUUGAGAUUAUAUAAUUUCACGAAAGAUCCCAAACAUCUGAAAUUUGCCGAAUACCUACUACAAGCUAGAGGAGUUGAAAGAGAGGAUCAAGGUGGAGACAAUUAUUUCGUCUAUGAAGCCAAGCAAAGAGAUGACCAUAUCGUUCCUCCUACCAUGGAUACUAUCUAUGAUGUUUGGUAUGGACAAGCACAUAAACCUAUACAUGAUCAAGAAGAGAUUCGUGGUCAUUCAGUGCGAGCCUUUUAUCUUCUGACCGGAGCCGCCGAUUUAGGCGGUGAUUUCUUGGAAGACGCCAAAAGACUUUGGGCAGAUGCUGUAGAUAAUAAGAUGUAUGUCACGGGAGGUUUCGGUACAGAACCUAGAUUUGAAGGAUUCUCCACAAUCCGUCAUCAUCUCCCUCAAUCUACUGGAGAAGGAGGUUGUUACGCCGAGACAUGCGCUUCCAUAGGCUGUAUAAUGACUUCCGAACGUAUACUUUCACAUCAACUUGACGGUAAAGUCAGGGAUGUCUUAGAGCUGUGUCUGUUGAAUGGCGUUCUUGGGGGUGGCAGUCUGGAAGGAGACGCAUUCAGUUACGCAAAUAAGCAUGCUACUUGGGGUGACGAAGUAGCGACUAGGGAAGAGUGGUUCGAAGUCUGUUGCUGUCCACCUAAUCUGUCCAGAUCUCUAGGCAUGUUGGGAGGUUACGCUUGGUCCGCUACGAUCGAAGAAGAGAAGAAAGUCAUUAAUCUAAACGUUUACAUUCUUCUUUCAGCCACUCGAACUAUUCCUCUUCCAAACGAUAAGACCGCAACAGUCACCAUGAACAGUGGAAUGCCUUGGACUGGACAGACUGACUGGGAUUUUAAAGCUCCUGAAGGAUGGCAAUGGAAAGUUCGAGUACCCAAGCCUGAUUAUGCUGAUAAUUUGAAAUUAUCCGAAAAAGCUGAAGAGAUAGAACCUGGAUUCCUCAAAGUGAAACUUUCGAAUAACUCAACUCUAUCCGAGAAUUUCGAUCUUCCUAUACGGUUACUCGCACCUCACAUAACGACUGGUCAAGACACACUGACCGUUUCACGAGGACCAAUCAUUUACACAGCUGAAUCAUUCGAUAACGCUGAAAUUGAUGAGAAGCAUAGACAUUUCGAAGGGGUUGGAAUAACUUCUGACACGACAUUCAGUGAGAAAGAAGAGGUUAUUCAUGGUAUUCCAGUAAUCACUUUACAAGCGAACGAAACAGCAUUUGUUCUCCACGAAUUAGCGAAUGAUCAAGCUUAUCGAAUUGUGACAAAAGAAAAACCUGCUAGAAGUUGGAAAAAACUUGAAAAAGGUAUCAAAUUCGUUCCGUGGUUCGCAAGAGCCAACAGGGGUGGGGCAGGUCAUGUCAGGACUUCCUUCUUAAAGAGCGGAUGA